UCUAUCGGUGUAUGGUAUAAACGAUUAAAUUUUUGUCAAAAGUAAAUUAAGUAAUUUUGUGUAACCAGCAAAGAAUUUCUAAAAAUUGGUGCUCCAUUUACGCAUAGAUAAUAAAAUGUUUAGUCUUCAUAACUAGGCGAUAAUGUAAUCUGUUUUAUUAUUAAUAAAUUAUUUAGUUUAUUGCUGCGUAUGGACCGAAAACAAUACUCCAAAAAUUCAUACGAACUUCACGUUCCGUGUUUACCCGCCAAAUUCAAGCGAUAAGUGCCCACAAACCCGGGAAUUCCUUCUUUCACGUAAAAUAGUAAACAGGUUUUGCAUGUAGUCGUUCGUUUUCUUUUGUUUCCAGCCAGCGGAUUUAAGGUCUAUGUUCUGGUGGAGUUAGUUUAAUGCACGGGUAUUUUUCAUUCGAGAAUGUUUAUCCAGUUCGUCAUUCCAUUGGUUGUGGUUGUAAAAGUUGUUUCAAGUCAAGGGAGCUCUCCCUGUCCGGAAACAUUUAUUUACGAACCUAGGAACUCAAAGGAGCUAGAUAGAUGGUACGGAGUGGUUUCUUUGAGAACCGAUGACGAUUUGGAAGGAGUUUAUCUUAAAAUUCAACUGGACCGUCCCGCAGAUCUGUUGGGAAACUGGUUCGGCGACGUAAUCUCCCAGGACAAUGUUCAAUUUUCCAUUAACAAUGCCAAAUACAAAUUGGAGGCCGGCCCACCGGUAUCCGUAAGAUUCUUUGUAAAAUACAAUGCCGCCAGUAUUGUACCGACCGUAAAGAAAAUCUUAUUGAACGGUAGAAGCAUAUGUUCCACUACAGUCAGUCCGGACAGGCGGACGCCAAUCCCACCCACUCUUCACAUAAGUAAACCGGCAACUAGCCCGGGGAAUUUUAGCAACAUGAACAAAAAGCCCGGCAAAGGAAACGGCAAUACCAUUGACCACAAUGGGAAUACGAGGCUUCCAGGUCAGACCAAUAUAAGGGAUGAAUUAGAGAGACCCACUUUUCACGAAGUCCAGAAACCUAAUCGGGGGACCAACAUUGACUCCGGACACAGCCAGAGGCCUACCAACAACGUACUCAACAUCGAGUUCCAUUCGGACGAAGACGGAGAAGACGACUUCUUCUCGGGCGACCUCACCAACGUAGUUAACCGACCCGCUUUGAAUCGCCCCAAUAUUUUGCAAACGCCCAAACGUCCUGGAUGUGGUAUCGUGAACCAAAGAGCCAACGCGUUGGUCAGCCACGGGCAAAACACGUCGCCAGGUACAAAAGGGCAAUGGCCCUGGCACGCAGCACUGUACCACUCCAAAGGCAUCCAGCUGCUAUACACAUGCGGCGGCACUUUAAUAUCCGACAGGUAUAUCGUGACGGCCGCCCACUGCGUCACCAAACCUCAGACGAACCAGCCUGUCAACAAAAAGUACCUGUUGGUGUAUCUCGGUAAGCAUAACUUGUUGACGUUCGGGCCGGAGGUGCAAGAUCGCGCCAUCGAGAACAUCCACGUCCAUCCGCGCUACAACUACAGCGUCUACUUUAACGACAUCGCCCUGCUGGAGCUGGUGACCGCGGUGGAGCUGACGGAUUUCGUGCGGCCUUGCUGCCUGUGGGAAGGGAAUAGCGAUCUGGAAAUUCUGGCCGAUCGCCUGGGCUCCGUCAUCGGUUGGGGUUUCGACGAAAAUCGGCAGCUAUCACGCCAGCUGAUGCAGGCCCAGAUGCCAGUCGUGUCCACCGUGAAAUGUAUCUACUCGAAUCGCGAGUUUUUCUCGCAGUUCACAUUCGAAAACAACUACUGCGCUGGGUUCCGAAACGGCACGUCUGUGUGUAACGGAGAUUCUGGCGGGGGAAUGGUCUUUCCAAGAACUGGAACCAGCGGUGCAGAUACCGUAUGGCAGCUGCGUGGCAUCGUGUCUGUAGGAGUUGCCUUGCAAUCGCAAGGAGUUUGUGAUACGUCGCACUAUAUAAUAUUCACUGACGUCGCCAAGUACUUACCGUGGAUUCGAGAGUUGAUGACUGUCACUAAUUGA
Molecule: messenger RNA, 2013 nt
Organism: Cylas formicarius (sweet potato weevil)
Lineage: Eukaryota; Metazoa; Arthropoda; Insecta; Coleoptera; Brentidae
Product: serine protease gd-like
Exons: 9
Coding region: 415-2013 (532 amino acids)
Biological process (GO): proteolysis
Molecular function (GO): serine-type endopeptidase activity
Source: RefSeq, a predicted model, not a curated record